AUGAAGGAAUCAUUAAGUGAUAUGAAUAAUCGCUUCAACAACCGAUUAAAUGAGUUAAAAACCAAAAGGGCUGAAGAAGUAGCAUAUGGUCUUUUAGAUAUUUUUACAAUUUUCAGUGCACCAAGUAUUCUACAAAGCGAUAAUGGCAGAGAAUUCGCCAAUAAUAUCAUCAAACAAAUGUGUAAUAUGCGGUCCAAGUUAAAAAUGGUGCAUGGAAAGCCCAGGCACUCACAAAGUCAGGGUUCAGUAGAAAGAUGUAAUCAAGACGUAGAAAAUAUGCUUAGUUCUUGGUUGGAGAUUAACAAUACUAACAAAUGGUCGGAAGGAUUACGUUUUGUACUACUGAUGAAAAAUCGAGCGCAUCAUACUGGUAUAAACUGCAGCCCCUAUGAGGCCAUGUUUGGAGCAAAGUUAAAAGUUGGACUAAAGAAUUUUAUACCCAACGAAUCGUUGUUCAACGUUAAUACGGAAGAGGAUCUACAGAGACAUUUUAAAACUAUCAACGAAGUAAGUCAAAGUUGCUCAAACUCUGAAAGUCCGGGUACCGUCCAAGAAAACAUUAUGAAAUAUUAUCUGAUAAUGCCACCCUUACAUAGCAAUAUAACUGAUGAAGUUCAAAGAUCUACAUCGUCUUCACGUGAAAAAAAUCUAAACCAGGAUGUUAUUAGUAUUACAGAAUUGGUGAAUGAAGAAGAAACAAUCCAAACAAUUGAUCCAAAAAAAGAAGAAAAAAUAAGAAGUGUGUCUAAAACAAGGGCUUUGUUUAAUCUUAAAAAGCAAGCAGAAAAAAUGAUUAAUACAUCAAAUUCCAAAUACACAGCAGCUAUUGUUGGUGAUACAGUAAGGAUUCGUGUACCUGAUGAAGAUCGAGCCCGCAGUGAUGGAAAAAAUAUUUUAGGUGUCGUUGUUGCGGUUAAAGAUAAAAACCUUUACAAACUGGAAAACUUUAUUUCUGUUGGAGAUGUACCGGGUGCAGAAAUUUCGCUUAGAGAAUGUGCAAGAAUGUCAUCAAUUCCUGAUGGCCACAACUAUAGUUAA
Centruroides sculpturatus (bark scorpion) is the source of this 1038-nucleotide messenger RNA. RefSeq names its product SCAN domain-containing protein 3-like. Gene Ontology annotation, biological process: DNA integration. The transcript is spliced from 2 exons. Gene Ontology annotation, molecular function: nucleic acid binding. NCBI's taxonomy places the organism in Eukaryota, Metazoa, Arthropoda, Arachnida, Scorpiones, Buthidae. The coding region runs from base 1 to 1038 and encodes 345 amino acids. The record is from RefSeq and is a predicted model, not a curated record.